UAUGUGGUGACAGCCACUGGCCGGGUGUUAUGUGGUGACGCAGGCCUCCUGAGGGGCAUAGCGGAUGGGCUGGUACAGUCUGGGGCAGGCACCGAGGCCCUGCUCACGCCCCUGGUGGGCCGGCUUGCCCGCCUGUUGGAGGCCACACCCACAGACUCUUGCGGCUAUUUCCGGGAGACCAUUCGGCAGGAUAUCCGGCAGGCUCGGGAGCGGUUCAGUGGGCAGCAGCUGAGGCAGGAGCUGGCUCGUCUGCAGAGGAGGCUGGACAGUGUAGAGCUGUUGAGCCCUGAUAUCAUCAUGAAUCUGUUGCUGUCAUACCGUGAUGUACAGGACUACUCUGCCAUCAUUGAGCUGGUGGAGACGCUGCAGGCCUUGCCCACCUAUGACGUGGCUGAGCAGCACAAUGUCUGUUUUCACUACACAUUUGCCCUCAACAGGAGGAACAGGCCUGGGGACCGGGAGAAAGCCCUGGCUGUGCUAUUACCACUGCUACAGCAGGAUGGCUCCGUGGCACCCGAUCUCUACUGCAUGUGUGGUCGCGUCUACAAGGACAUGUUCUUCAGCUCUGGCUUCCAAAAUGCUAGGCACCUGGAGCAGGCCUAUCACUGGUACCGCAAGGCUUUUGACGUGGAGCCCAGCCUGCACUCGGGUAUCAACGCCGCGGUGCUCCUCAUUGCCGCUGGGCAGCACUUUGAAGACUCUGAGGAACUCCAGCUGAUAGGCAUGAAGCUGGGCUGCCUGCUAGCCCGCAAAGGCUGUGUGGAGAAGAUGCAGUAUUACUGGGAUGUAGGAUUCUACCUGGGAGCCCAGAUCCUCGCCAAUGACCCCAUCCAGGUGGUCCUGGCCGCGGAGCAGCUGUACAAGCUCAAUGCCCCCAUAUGGUACUUGGUGUCCGUGAUGGAGACUUUCCUGCUGUAUCAGCACUUCAGACCCACACCAGAGCCCUCCGGAGGGCCCCUGCUGCGAGCUCACUUCUGGCUCCACUUCUUGCUACAAUCCUGCCAGCCUUUCAAGACAGCCUCUCCUCAGGAGGACCAGUGCCUGGUGCUGGUACUGGAGAUAAACAAAGUGCUGCUGCCUGCAAGGCUGGCCAUUCAGGGGACAGACCCGGUGAGCGCAGUGACCCUAAGCCUGCUGGAGCCCGAGACUCAGGAGGAUUCUUCCAGCUGGACCUUCCCAGUCUCCUCCAUCUGUGGGAUCAGCGCCUCCAAGCUGGACCAGCGCUGCUGCUUCCUCUACGCGCUGCCUCCGGCCCAGGAUGUCCAGUUGUGCUUCCCCAGUGUGGAGCGUUGCCAGUGGUUCUGUGGCCUAAUUCAAGUCUUGGUGAUGAACCCAGAUUCCUCGGCACCCACCGAGGAGGCAGAGGGCGCAAGGGAGGUGCUGGAGUUUGAUUAUGAAUACUUGGAAACCGGUGAGCGGCUGGUGCUGGGCAAAGGCACCUAUGGGGUGGUGUACGCUGGCCGUGAUAGGCACACGAGGGUGCGGAUCGCCAUCAAGGAGAUUCCCGAGCGGGAUAGCAGGUUUUCCCAGCCCCUGCAUGAAGAGAUCGCUCUUCACAAACGACUGCGCCACAAGAAUAUAGUGCGCUAUCUGGGCUCUGCCAGCCAGGGCGGCUACCUCAAGAUCUUCAUGGAGGAAGUGCCUGGAGGCAGCCUGUCCUCCUUGCUUAGGUCAGUGUGGGGACCCCUAAAGGACAAUGAGAGUACUAUUAGUUUCUACACACGGCAGAUCCUGCAGGGACUCAGCUACCUCCAUGAGAACCGCAUUGUGCACCGGGACAUCAAGGGGGACAACGUGUUGAUCAACACCUUCAGUGGGUUGCUUAAGAUUUCUGACUUUGGCACCUCCAAGCGGCUGGCGGGCAUCACACCCUGCACAGAGACUUUCACAGGGACUCUGCAGUAUAUGGCCCCAGAAAUCAUUGACCAGGGCCCACGAGGAUAUGGAAAGGCAGCUGACAUCUGGUCUCUGGGCUGCACCGUGGUUGAGAUGGCCACAGGUCGACCACCCUUCCAUGAACUAGGGAGCCCGCAGGCCGCUAUGUUUCAGGUGGGCAUGUACAAGGUGCAUCCACCAGUGCCCAGCUCGCUGUCGGCUGAGGCCCAAGCCUUCCUCCUCCGAACUUUUGAACCAGAUCCCCGCCUCCGAGCCAGUGCCCAGGAGCUGCUGGGAGACCCCUUCCUGCAGCCAGGGAAGAGGAGCCGCAGCCCGGGCUCUCCUCGGCAUACUCCCCAGCCCUCAGGCACCCCUUCCACCGAUUCCAGUCCUUCAGCUGACUCAGCCACCCAGUCUCAGACAUUCCCAAGGCCCCAAGCACCUUCCCAGCAUCCACUCAGCCCCCCAAAGCGCUGCCUUAGUUAUGGGGACACCAGCCAGCUCCGUGUGCCUGAGGAGCCCGCAGCCGAGGAACCCGCAUCCCCCGAGGAGAGUUCGGGGCUGAGUCUGCUGCACCAGGAGAGCAAGCGGCGGGCCAUGCUGGCUGCGGUGCUGGAAGAGGAGCUGCCCACACUAGCAGAGAAUCUACUGGAGCAGGAACAGGAUUCUAGACUCAGCAGGAAUCAUGUGGAACAGCUGCUUCGCUGCCUCGGGGCACAAAUCCACACUCCUAACCGCCGGCAGCUGGCCCAGGAGCUGCGGGCCCUGCAAGCUCAGCUGCGGACCCAGGGCCUGGGGCCUGCACUUUUGAAUGGGCCGCUCUUCGCAUUUCCAGAAGCGGUGAAGCAGAUCCUCCGCAGACGCCAGAUCCGCCCACACUGGAUGUUCGUGUUGGACUCGCUGCUCAGCCGCGCGGUCCGGGCGGCGCUGGCGGUGCUGGACGCAGAGGUGGAGAAGAAAGCGGCCCCACCGAAGUCAGAGGAGUGGAGUAAAGGGGAGUCCCAGCAGAAAACGCUGGAGAGCCAGCAGCUACACAGCCAGCUCCGGCCAGAGCAGGGGCCUCCGCCGCUGACCGAGCAGCUGGGCCUUUUGCGAGCUGAGACUGACAGGCUCCGAGAUGUCCUGGCUGAGAAGGAACGUGAGUGCCAGGCUCUGAUGCACCAGGCCCUACAUGGGGUACAUGCAGACACCGGGACUUAUGCCCUGGCUCCAGAGCCUCCAGCCACUCUCUCAAAGGACCAGAGCCUGGUGCAGUGGCUACAGGAACUGAGUGUGGACCCAGGCACCAUCCAAACGCUCCUGAGCCAUAGCUUCACCCUUCAGACCCUGCUCAAGUGUGCCACUCAAGAUGACCUUGUCUAUACCAGAAUCAGGGGAGGGAUGGUGUACCGAAUUUGGAGAGCCAUCUUGGCACAGCGAGCAGGAGCCACACCAGUUACCCCUGGACCCCGGGAGGCUGAAUGAGGACGUCAAAGGACACAGCCAUGGAUGGAUGAACAGAGAAGGCGCAGGUGGCUUCUGACACGCCCGUCCAGCCCCCAGGAGCAGCUGCAGGGACCCAGGCCGGUGGAAAUAACUAGGGAGGCACUCAAGGACACUACACACAAUCAAAGACUAUUAAACAGAACACUUGCUACCAUG
This is a messenger RNA of Peromyscus leucopus (white-footed mouse), 3516 nucleotides long. RefSeq names its product mitogen-activated protein kinase kinase kinase 6 (gene Map3k6). Gene Ontology annotation, biological process: protein phosphorylation; cellular response to stress; MAPK cascade. NCBI's taxonomy places the organism in Eukaryota, Metazoa, Chordata, Mammalia, Rodentia, Cricetidae. The transcript is spliced from 26 exons. The annotation marks the transcript as partial. The record is from RefSeq and is a predicted model, not a curated record. Gene Ontology annotation, molecular function: MAP kinase kinase kinase activity; ATP binding.